GGGCACGUGAUAGUGAUUAUUUCUUAUAUUGUUUGAAAGGACACGGUGUGCCCUUUUUAAAAGAAAACAUGUUGUUCGUCGCGAUUAAUAAAAUACUUUUAAUUGGUGGUUCGUUUAUUAAGAUGUUUGCUUGACUGCAUCGUAUUUUCGACUGACUUUCUUUGGGGUAGAAAAGUUCUGCAGCUACCUGCUCUUUCUCCCCGGCGGUCACCCACCGCAGGUAUAAUUUGUUCGUACACAUGUUCCUUUUUUAACUGGAAAUCGUCAAAAAUGAAUGGUCAAUUACUGGAACAAGAAUAACGGACAGUCGCCCAGUUAUGGACCAAUAGGUCACUUAUUAGGACAUUAGUACCUUCGCUAAUUAUGUAUUUCGACCGUACAGUAUUAUGGCUAUCUUAUGCCAUAAUGCGGUUUUGCACUUUAAUAAAAUUCAUUUUUACGAUGACCAGUCUUUGACCUAUCCAAAUCGUAUUUUUUGUGAAUUAAUUGACUAUUAUAGUAAAUGGUCAAACAAUGGAGCAUUUAAGCUGUCCAAUAAUGGUACAUAAAACGGACAAAGAGUGGAUGAAUCUCGCUUAAGUUUUAAAAUUAAAUGUAUGGCUUUAAUGCAUUUUUCAACAAAUGAUAUUUUCAAUUAUGUUUUUAAAUAUAAAUGAUCGUUAAGACGUAAUAAAUGACCUAUUCAACAUGUAUUGCAAAUGCCAGAAAAUUGUAGUGAAUGUAAUGGUCGUUCAUUAGUACUACGAUUGGUCAAUUAAUGGCUCAUUUAUAGACGUUGAGUUAUAAUUUGUAUUGCAGCAGAAUCCAGUAUUAAUUAAACCAUGGCGCCAACAAAAAAUCCAAGCUAUACUCCAGCAGACCUAGAAAAUGCAAUUGAGGAAGUACGUAAUGGCGUUAGCUACUAUAAAGCGUCAAAAAAAUAUUCAAUCCCAAAAACUACUUUAAUCUAUAAAUUUACGGGAAAGACCCUUCUAACUCGUAAAAUGGGUCCAGAGACAAUAUUAACUUUAGAUGAAGAGAAAACACUGAAAACACUCGUAAAAUGGCUUUUCCAUUUACAAAAUAGGGGUUUUCCGGCUUCAAAAUCAUGCCUGUUAGAUAGUGUACAGAUUUUAAUAAAAGAUUUAAAAAGGAAAACUCCUUUUACCAACGAUCGACCUGGUACGAGGCAUUCAUGCGUCGAAAUCCAGAAGUAAGUGUUCGAGUCUCUCAAAAUUUAACAAAUGCUAGAUCGAGUGUUACAAAAGAUAAGUUACAAAGUUGGUUUUUGGAGGUGGAAAAUUAUUUUACAGAAAACUUUUUGUUGGACGCAAUUUCCGAUGGCAGCAGGGGGUGUUUAAUUGUGAUGAGACGGCUGCAUUUCUGUGCCCCAAAGACAACAAAGUUUUGGUCCGUAAAGGAGAACGGGCCGCCUAUAAUUUUGUCAACAACGACGAAAAAGAAUGCAUAACAACAUUAUUCAUGUGCAGUGCUAGUGGUAUCUUAGCCCCGCCAAUGAUACUUUUCAAAUAUAAAAGGAUGCCACAAAAAAUUGCCCAUUCUGUACCACAAGAUUGGGGAGUUGGUAUUACUGAUAGUGGUUCGAUGACAGGCGAAAGUUUUUUUGAAUAUAUUACAAACAUUUUUUAUCCGUGGUUAAUAAAAGAAAACGUUGAGUUCCCAAUUAUAUUGUUUGUAGACGGCCACACAUCCCACUUAACACUGAAGUUAAGUGAAUUUUGUUCACAAAAUAAAAUUACAUUGGUAGCUUUGCUGCCAAACGCAACUCAUAUUCUGCAGUCACUGGAUGUUGCGUUCUUUCGUCCAUUCAAGCAGCAAUGGAAAGCUAAAGUUUUUGAAUGGAGAAUGCAAAACAACGGACAAAAACUAAGUAGAGACGAGUUUGGGGUGUUACUGGAAAAGACGUUGCUUAGUAUGAACGGUACAGAUAACAUUCUGAAAAAUGGAUUCCGUACGUGUGGUAUAUAUCCUUUCAAUUCGAAAAGUAUUGAUUACAACAGAUACUUUAAGACCACGGAAAGCAGUGGCCAUACAUUGCAUGAAAGUACGGCAGAAAUUACAGAAGAUAACGACGGCACAGAAAAGUAUAAACAAUUUUUGGGCUUCUUAGAAAAAGAUAUCCCGGAUAAAAUUGAUCUUUUUCAACAAUGUACUACUGAAUGGACUGGAAACGUAGAAGACAAAAGUUUGUUUUGUUUGUGGAAAAACGUGUCUCAAAAAGCAUCAAGGAGUAUUGAUAUAUCAACAAAUACAGGAGAAUUGAUAGAUGAAGUUUUAAAAGAAGGGAAUGUAUCUUUUAAUGCAGACGACGCCAAUAAUUUCUUUAUUGACCUCGACGAAGAAGAAUUUGUCUUGUUAAGCAAUAAUGUUCAAAAUUGUACACCUUCCAAGACACCAAUGAAUAAUAAUGAACUUAUAGUGAUUAAUAUAAAUAAUAGCACAUUGUAUAACGGAGCUCUCUCUAGUAACGAUUUAAAUACCGUUAAGCAAGAUGAACAUAACAGUGAACAAAUGAAUAACGUUACAAUAGAACACACAAAUCCCCAAGUAACCCCAGAACCACCCGCAACAAUAAGUGAAGAAAAUGAAGAUAAUAAAAAUACACUUCAAGAACAAGACUUCAAUAAGAUCAAAGAAAGUGAGUCAGCUCAAGUGGCAGAACCAUGUAACAACCAACAACAUGAAGAUGCUCCGGAGUUACCUCAAGUUCAGGUUCAAGAUUUAUCCGGUGUUCCAACCCCAUUCAAAAGAUGUUUGUUUUGGCCAGGACCACAGCCGCAAAAAUCCAACAUUAAGACAAAGAAAAAAAUUCAUUCUGUUGCCUCUUCUGAGAGAUGGCAGGAAUACCAUAAGAAAUUGCAAGACGAGAAGGAUAAAAAAGAUGCUGACAAAGAACGACGGAAAGCAGAUAGGGAAGCAAAAAAGAAAUUGAAAAGUGACGCAAAAGAAGGUGACCAGAAUAAAAUAGAAAACAAGAGGCAGAAGAACGUCUUAAAAUAACACUGUGACUAUAAUACCGGCGUGUCCGGGAAAAAUAAGAAAAAUGGUAAUAGUGAAGAGAAAGCACAAUGUAAUGCGACAGAACAUGUGACAAGGAAAAAUAAGAGAAAGGACAAAGAUAGUGAAGAGAUAGGGAAAUACGUCAUUGUUGAAUAUGAUGACCAAUUGUACCCUGGUGUAAUAAUUGGCGUGGACGAGGAAAACAAAAGAUUUAAACUAAAAACAAUGGAGAAACAGGACACUGAAAGUAGAAACUGGAAAUGGCCCGAGAAAGAUGAUAUACUCUGGUAUAAAAAACACAAGGUUUUGGAAUACAUACAAACCCCCAUUUCUAUAAACGGCGUUUACAUUGUGAAAGAAAUGGACGACAUAAGCUAGAAUAUAUUACAAUUUUGUAUAGUUAUUGUAAUCUUAUAAUAUGGGAUAUUAUACUUACUUAGUUUCACUGUAAUGAUUAAAUAAACAAUGAAAGAAGGUAUCGGUCAAUUAUUGAAGCACAUACCAGUCAAAGAGUAGAACGUAGUAAGAUUGUGCCAGGUCAAUUAUUGGUGCCACAGCAAUUUUUUGA
Photinus pyralis (common eastern firefly) is the source of this 3568-nucleotide messenger RNA. RefSeq lists its product as uncharacterized. The coding region runs from base 1462 to 3000 and encodes 512 amino acids. The record is from RefSeq and is a predicted model, not a curated record. NCBI's taxonomy places the organism in Eukaryota, Metazoa, Arthropoda, Insecta, Coleoptera, Lampyridae. Gene Ontology annotation, molecular function: nucleic acid binding. The transcript is spliced from 5 exons.